AUGGCAGCCAGCGACGCCGCAUUGAGCUCGUUCAUCGAGUCUGCCCCGCCAGGAGAGCUCUCCAACGUCACCGCCGCUAUCAAGUCUAUCACCGGCAGCGACGACGUUUCGGCCCUGGCCCCCGCCUACCAGAAGUACAAUGAGGAGCAAUUCGCGACGACCAAGCUCCCUGGCGGCAGCGAAGCUGUCGUCAUCAGCCCGUACAACUCGCUCGGCGACGGCCGCUACUACGACGUCGCCGCGUCAUCGUCGUUCGCCUUCGACCACGUCACGCAGAAGGCGUCGGACGUGCAGUCGCACGUGCUCGAGGGCGCGCAGGCGGACCUGGUCAAGUCGCUGCUGAAGGCGCUGCAGGCGCACGCGGCCGAGCACUACCCGGCCGCCGCGCUGGGCGUCUACCCGACCGAGGAAGACAGCAAGGUCGCCGUCGUGCUCGUCAGCAACAAGUACUCGCCUAGCAACUUCUGGAACGGCCGCUGGCGCAGCGCGUACGUCGUCGACCCGUCCGGCGGCUCCAUCACGGGCAGCAUCAAGGUCGACGUGCACUACUACGAGGACGGCAACGUGCGCAUGCUGACGGAGAAGCCGAUUUCGGCGAAUGGUGGUGGUGGGAGUGCGAGUGAUAUCGUGAGGGCGCUGGCGGCGGCGGAGCGCAAGUACCAGGAGGACCUGAACAGGGCGUUUGCGAGCUUGAGCGAGGGCGCGUUCAAGGGCCUGCGCAGGCAGCUGCCCAUCACUAGGCAGAAGAUCGAGUGGGAGAAGAUCAGCGGGUACAAGCUGGGGCAGGACAUUGGUGGUGGAAGCUCGAGGAGGUAA
Lasiodiplodia theobromae is the source of this 816-nucleotide messenger RNA. RefSeq names its product Wash complex f-actin capping protein alpha. Gene Ontology annotation, cellular component: F-actin capping protein complex; actin cortical patch. Bases 1 to 816 code for a protein of 271 amino acids. NCBI's taxonomy places the organism in Eukaryota, Fungi, Ascomycota, Dothideomycetes, Botryosphaeriales, Botryosphaeriaceae. Gene Ontology annotation, molecular function: actin filament binding. The record is from RefSeq and is a predicted model, not a curated record. The transcript has 4 exons. Gene Ontology annotation, biological process: barbed-end actin filament capping; actin cytoskeleton organization.